Messenger RNA from Cygnus atratus (black swan), 3243 nucleotides. RefSeq names its product dolichyl-phosphate mannosyltransferase subunit 1, catalytic (gene DPM1). The record is from RefSeq and is a predicted model, not a curated record. Gene Ontology annotation, biological process: GPI anchor biosynthetic process; protein O-linked glycosylation via mannose. The transcript has 9 exons. Gene Ontology annotation, cellular component: endoplasmic reticulum membrane. Lineage: Eukaryota; Metazoa; Chordata; Aves; Anseriformes; Anatidae. Gene Ontology annotation, molecular function: dolichyl-phosphate beta-D-mannosyltransferase activity. Bases 1263 to 2435 code for a protein of 390 amino acids.
UGAAAAUUAUUUAUUUCCACGUAUUUCAUAUUUUUAUAUAAAAACAGACACCAACAAAUAUAUAUUUAAAAAAAUAGUAGACAUGGAAGACAGAAAUACCAUGUUAUAUCUCUACAUGAUAUAGACACUACACAGAGACAUUUAAACCCCCUGCAUUUACUGUGAAUAUCCUUUUUUUUUUUUUUUGCCAUUUAGAUUUCUAGUACUGAGGAAAUGUUGGGUCAAUUUUACUGGCCCAAGCCAUGAGCCCCCCUUUAAUAUCCUUAGCUAAUACAGGACCAUAUUCUUUGACAGGUAACUCCUGAAUAAUUCUUACUGCCUUCUGGGAGUCAUUUCCUAAUUUGCAAACAACAUAUACAGGAAAAGAUGUCUGGCCAUUAGUUCUCUGCUUUUCUUCACAAAUUCGUUUUUCUAAGUAUUCCAAAUAUUCUUCACUUUUUUCCUCUAAUUUACUCAAAGGAAUGUGGACAGCAUGUGCCAGGCGACAGAUAUCCACUUCAACCUGGGGACGAACAUCUAACAAUACAUGAGGAACGUGCUCAUCCAACAGUUUUUUGUACUCCUCUACAGAUAUCCUGUCUUUACUGGACAGCAGAUGUAAAGUCCUACAUUUGUCUGUUGCAGAAGAACCACAAAACGCCUCAUAAUCCUGAAGGCGAGUGACAGACGGGUUGUCCCCACAAACGGCACAGUCUGCUUUCUUUGGUCUUAACUUGAUGUUGCGAAAUUUCCCUUCCCGAGCAUCAAACAUCAGCAUGAACUGAUUGAAGGAGGAACCCAUUCCCGAGGCUAUCUUCAACACUUCCAAGGCCUGAAUGCACCCCAUGAUGCCUGGCACAACACCCAGCACCCCUCCAUCCGCACAGUUUGUCACUGUCUCUGGCGGGGGGGGCUUGGGGAAGAGACACCGGUAGCAGGGUCCCCCUUGGUAGUUGUACACCACUAGCUGCCCCUCCAGCCGGAGGGCACUGCCGGACACCAGGGGCUUCCCAGCCAGGACACAGGCGUCGUUCACCAGGUACCUGGUGGGGACAUUGUCGGAGCAGUCCGCCACCACGUCGUACUGCCGCACCAGCUCCAGGGCGGUGCUCGGGCUGAGGGCGCCGCAGUAAGGCACGUAAUGUACCGUGGAAUUGAGCAGCCGCAGGGCCGCCGCGGCAGACACGGCCUUGGGGAGCCCCCGGCGGGCCUCCCCGUGCAGCACCUGCCGGUGCAGGUUGCUGGUCUCCACCACGUCGUGGUCCACCAGCCCCAAGCGGCCGAUGCCGGCCGCAGCCAGGUACUGCGCGAGGGGACAGCCCAGCCCUCCGCAGCCCACCACGAGCACGGAGCAGCGGGCGAGGCGCAGCUGCCCCCGCACGCCCAGCUCGGGCAGCACCAGCUGCCGGCUGUACCGCAGGAUGGCGGCGGCGCUCAGCGAGGCCUGGCCGGGCAGGGGAGGGAGCUCGGCGGGGAAAGCGGCGGCGGUAACACCGGCGGACCCCUCCUCAGCAUCCCCACCGCUCUCCCGUGCCAGGACGUCGGCCAGCCGCUCCCGCAGGCCCCGCAGCUCCCGCUCCCGCCGCUCGAUCUCGGCGCCCAGCCGCACGGCCUCCUCUCCGCCCGCCAUGCUGGACAAAAUGGCGGCCCGGGCCCGCUUCCGCUUCCGGCCGGUCGCUUCCGGCCGCCGCCGAUCGGCCGGGCGGGCCGGCUGCGGGCAGCGCCGCGACAUGGCGGCGGGGGCCGGGAAGGUGUCGGUGCUGCUGCCCACAUACGAGGAGCGCCACAACCUGCCGCUCGUCGUCUGGCUGCUCGUGCGCACCUUCCAGGAGAGUGGAGACAACUUUGAAAUUAUCAUCAUUGAUGAUGGAAGCCCGGACGGGACGCAGGAAGUUGCUAAACAGCUGGAAAAGAUAUAUGGGUCAGAUAAAAUACUUUUAAGACCCAGAGAAAAGAAGUUGGGCCUUGGCACUGCAUACAUUCAUGGGAUGAAGUACGCCACUGGGGAUUUUAUUGUUAUUAUGGAUGCUGACCUCUCUCACCAUCCAAAAUUUAUUCCAGAGUUUAUCAGAAAGCAGAAAGAAGGCAAUUUUGAUAUUGUGUCUGGUACAAGAUAUAAAGGAAAUGGAGGAGUACAUGGCUGGGAUUUGAAAAGAAAGUUAAUCAGUCGUGGAGCCAAUUUUAUAACUCAGGUUUUGCUGAGGCCGGGUGCAUCAGACUUAACAGGGAGUUUCAGGUUAUACAGAAAAGAAGUCUUACAGAAACUAAUGGAAAAAUGUGUUUCUAAAGGAUAUGUCUUCCAGAUGGAAAUGAUUGUUCGGGCCAGACAGCUAGGAUAUACUAUUGGAGAGGUUCCUAUUUCAUUUGUGGACCGUGUCUAUGGAGAAUCUAAACUGGGAGGCAAUGAAAUAGUCUCCUUCUUAAAGGGACUCUUGACCUUGUUUGCUACAACAUGAGACUUUCUAAAAAAAUUUAUUUAGGAUAAAAACAUUUUCUGACCUGUGUGUGGCUUUUAGCAUGUAAUAGCAGAAGCUUGGUAAUUUGCCUGGUGACCAGAAGAUCCUCUGUGAUAAAUGAACUGCACAUUAAACUAGUCAAAGUAAAGACUAAUACCCUAUGCCUUUUUAAAAAAAAAAAAAAAAAGUCUAAUAAAGAACACAAAGCUAAAUUGUAUUAUGCAUUUAGAAAUGAAUCAUUAUUCAGCAGAAGUUAAAGAUAAAUUUGAAAUAAAGAUGAGCAAGUACCUUAAAAAAUAUUAAUUUUUUUUAUCUUCGUUCUGUGUUUUGCAGAUAGUAUGUUAAAUAUAUACUAGUUAGUUCCCUUUCUUUCCUCGAUGCAGAUGUAAUCUAUGUUAGAGCAGAUAUAAAACAUAAAGGUGUUUCUACAGAACUGAUGACUUGUGUAGUUUAAGAGGAAGGUACGGAUGAGUACAGUGUUUGUUCUUUUUAAAUUUGCCUCUAGGCCAGAAAUACAGAAUAUUCUUGGGAUAAGAAAGAGAAUCACUUUGGGAUAGUUUGUAUUGCGUGUGCAUGUCCAGAAAUAGAUAAUUCUUUUUUCCUAUUUUCUUUAAAAAAUAAACAUUUUUAGAAUCUAAGACAGGAUAACAUAUCGCACAACUUUAGGGUGAUAGAAAACCCAAUUGAAUAGAGAACCUCACUGAAGAUAUCCGAGAUUAUUUUCUUACAUCAAGUAACAGUUUGCAAUGUAAUAUCUAUACUUGUUCCAGAUCCUGAUUGGGAAAAAAAUACAAACAGUGUAAUACUG